UGUUGUUUCCACAACCUAUGGUGACGUCAGAGGGUCAGAGUUCAUGACCUCCGGUGUUGUCGGAAAUGCCGUCGUUGACCGAGUCUUCACCUUUAAAGGGAUUCCUUAUGCCGCACCACCUGUGGGAGACCUAAGGUGGCGCCCUCCCGAGGACCCUGUCAGCUGGACGGCCGAACGUGACGCCACCGAAUUUGGGCCGGUUUGCCCCCAGAAUCCCGGAGAGGGGCCGGAACCGUACCCCAUAUUCCAGGAAUUCGUUGCUCGCAGUAACUCCAGCAGCGAGGACUGUCUGUUCCUGAACGUGUACACCCCAAGCGUUUCCGCCAACGCCAACCUACCUGUGAUGGUGUGGCUACACGGCGGGGGUAUGGUCCGUGGCUCUGGCGACGAGUAUCCUGCCGAGAUCCCCACGUCACUCCAUAACGUCGUCAUGGUAACCAUCAACUUCCGGCUGGGUAACCUGGGAUUCCUGCCGACUCGGGACGACGACGCACCGGGCAACUUCGGUCCUCUGGACACGAUGAAAGCCCUUGAGUGGAUCCAGGCGAACAUCAGAAACUUUGGAGGAGAUCCUGACCGAGUCACCAUCUUCGGCCACUCUGGUGGGAGCUGGGGCGUGUCCCUGCUGGUCAUGUCUCCCCUGGCAAGGGGCCUGUUCCACCGGGUUAUCUCUCAGAGCGGCGUGGCGGGAGUUCCCGUGACUGAGAAGGGUGACCUCACACGAACAGAGACCCUGGCUAGAGGGUUAAACUGCACCACGGCCGACUACGAUGCAAUGAUGAACUGUCUUCGAGGUAAACCAAGUGAAGCUGUAAAGCAAGGAGCGGCCAUAACAGCAGUCAUCGGCGGAACAUUUCUCCCGGAGAGUCCAUGGGACCUGAUGUUCAAGAAGGAUAUCAACAAUAUUGACUAUCUCCUGGGCACCGUUAAUAACGAGACUGCCUUUGUGGAUGACGAUGGGUUGUCCAGACAGGAAUUCCAAUUGCAAUUGCCAUUCAGUUUACGCCGUAUCACCGCCCAGUACGUGGGUGGGACGGUGGAUGUGCUCGUUCAGCCUGUGACAGACCAGUAUGUGGAUCCGGCUAGGUGGGACGACAACAUCUACUUAGGGUUCCAAUUCCUCCAACAGGGCACCGACUCCGUGUUCGCUGCUCCGACCGUUCUGAUGGCUCAGGCCGCAGCAGAGCACGGCCGAGUGUAUCAGUACGAGUUCCAGCGGGAUUCAAACGCGUUCUCCUGGCGUCCGUCCUACAUCAUGGCGGACCACGGGGACGACGUGUUCUACACCUUCGGGAUCCCGCUCCUGCGUGACGACACUGGGACCUCCUGGAAGUACAACUUCACCCAGGAGGAACGGGACCUGAGUCUGGACAUGAUGGCUUACUGGGUCAACUUCGCCACAAACGGAGAUCCAAACGACUCUACAGGAGCAGCACGCAUGCGCAACAUGGUUUCCUGGCCACGCUACGUGACGUCAUCUCAGUCGUACCUCCAGCUGGACGUGACGUCAUCUGCUGACGUCAAACUCCGGGAGGACCUGAUGACGUUUUGGAACGAGGAGGUGCCGAGGCUUCUGGGAAAGAAUGUCACACGUGUUGGCUCUGGUGGUAACGGCGGGCCGUCGUGCUCCAGCCAUUUCAUACUGGCGUUAUCAUUGGUUUGCGGCCUAAUUACGUUAAUCUAGAAGGCCUCCCAUUGGCCAGGCCUGCUACAACCUUGGCAGCAAACACCGCUCAAU
Messenger RNA from Branchiostoma belcheri (Belcher's lancelet), 1738 nucleotides. Its product is annotated as carboxylesterase 5A-like. NCBI's taxonomy places the organism in Eukaryota, Metazoa, Chordata, Leptocardii, Amphioxiformes, Branchiostomatidae. Bases 44 to 1684 code for a protein of 546 amino acids. The record is from RefSeq and is a predicted model, not a curated record. The transcript is spliced from 9 exons.